This is a messenger RNA of Silurus meridionalis, 3640 nucleotides long. It is a transcript of the gene ppp1r9a, whose product is annotated as protein phosphatase 1, regulatory subunit 9A. The record is from RefSeq and is a predicted model, not a curated record. Gene Ontology annotation, molecular function: actin filament binding. Gene Ontology annotation, cellular component: actin cytoskeleton; postsynaptic density; dendrite. Gene Ontology annotation, biological process: neuron projection development; actin filament organization; calcium-mediated signaling. NCBI's taxonomy places the organism in Eukaryota, Metazoa, Chordata, Actinopteri, Siluriformes, Siluridae.
UCUGGUGUCAAGGCGUUUAACGGAUACUCUGAGGCUGCACAACAGAAUGUAAUACUGAAUCGCCAAAUUGACUGUGAGUGAUGCUUCUCCACCUCUGAAAGCCAAUAUCUCCUCCGUCGUCGAGGCAAAGAUGCUGAAGACGGAGGCUUCCUCUGAGAGGACCACCCUGAGGAGUGCCUCUCCACACAGGAAUGCCUACAGGGCAGAGUUUCAGGCUCUCAAGAAGGCCUUUGACCAGCCAAGACAGGAUGGCGACAACAAGAGCAAAGAUCCGGAGCGGAUCCGACAACCCCGGGGCCGGCAGUACGGGGCGCACGUCAGCCGAAUCAAGGACAUGUUUAUGCAGAUGGGCACAGACAAUAUCAGUUCUGGAAAGCCUCGAGGUAGAGAAGAAACAUCUCCACAGAAACUUACCAAGCCGACAAAUUUCAUUAAUCGGGCGGAUGGAUCAGUGAUUAAACUCCAGCAGGGAGAAAAAACCAGCACCUCAAAGUUCUCAGAGACAAGGAAGCUGUUCGAGCAGAGCUCCAGAGAUACAUCACAGUCUCCUGUGUACUCCUACGGCAGAGACAAGAGGGGUUCUCAUGAGCAUUUGGACGAUUGGAGAGGAGCACGAUCCAACAGGGGCAGCACAGACUCCUUAGACAGUCUUUGCUCACGAACAGAGGCGUCUUCACCAACAGUCAGCCAGCUUAGUGCUGUGUUUGAGAAUUUAGACCAUCAAGGACCGGGUUCCACUAUCCGACGAGGCGGACGCGCUCUUUAUUCCCCAGACGGCUCACUAAGACACGGGGACGCCAGCGAGGAUGACGCCAGCCUUCGUCAGUCUCCAUCACUAGGUGGGUCCAGGACACGUGUUGUUGGGAGUAAGAACACUCUUCCGGUUUCGUCCUCCUCAGAAGAUCUUCUCAGUCCCAGUCCUUUAUCUGAGCAGGCAAAGGCUGUCGAGGAGAAUAAGGCCCAGGAGAGAACUGUGGCAGAACAUGGGGAUGUAGGAACCAGCAAGAGUAUAGAUGGAUCUAGUGAGAACAAGCAAGAUGAAGAUGGUGCUGAAGUUUGUACAAACACGCCUGAAGUCAGUGCCACAACAUUGUGCGACCAACCACAAAAGGAUACAUCUGACUCAGCAGCAGAUAUCAAGGAUAUUGAGGAGCCUAAAGAUGAUUCCAGCCGGAUAGCAACGUAUAACACGGCGGAGCCCAACGAGGAAUACUGUGCCAAUGAGAGGGUUAUUUUCAAUGCUGACGGAGAUGCCUGCUACGAGGGCUGGGAAGAGAGCUGCACCGACGUGGAUGAUGAUUUGUAUGGGGAUGAAGAUGUUUGCUAUGAUCCUGGAUCAGAGAUCACUGAGGUUCCUGGUCUUCCGGAGGAGGAGAAGGAAGAUAUUCCUCCAAAGCGGAAAAUUCGAUUCAGUACUGCCGCAAUAACGGUUUUUAAUACCUACUCAAACGAGGAUUAUGAUCGCAGGAAUGAGGAGGUGGAUCCAGUAGCAUCCUCAGCAGAGUAUGAACUGGAGAAGAGAGUGGAGAAACUGGAACUAUUCCCAGUGGAGCUGGAAAAGGAUGACGACGGUCUGGGUAUCAGCAUUAUUGGAAUGGGAGUGGGAGCAGACGCGGGCUUGGAGAAGCUUGGCAUCUUUGUCAAGACUGUGAUCGAAGGUGGAGCAGCAGAGAGAGAUGGAAGGAUUAAGGUGAACGACCAGAUUGUAGAAGUCGAUGGCACCAGUCUGGUGGGUGUGACUCAGAGCUUCGCUGCCUCUGUGUUAAGAAACACCCAAGGUGUGGUCAGGUUUGUGAUUGGCCGGGAGCGUCCAGGCCAGGAGAGCGAGGUAGCACAGCUGAUCAGUCAGACUCUGGAGCAGGAGAGGCGUCAGAGAGAGAUGAUGGAGCAGCAGUAUGCACAGUACGAUGCUGAUGAUGAUGAGACAGGAGAGUAUGCCACAGAUGAGGAUGAGAAUGUAGGACCUGGCAGGACGGAGAAAGACGUAACCAUCGAGGUUUUCGACUUGCCUGAAAACGAAGACCUCAUCUCCCCAUCGGAGCUGGACGCCACCAAACUCUACCAGAAAUUCAGAGAGCUACAGAUCAAACACACUGUUACUGAGGCUGAGAUCCAAAAACUGAAGAGCAAGCUAGCGGCAGUCGAGAAAGAGAAGGCCCGCUGGGAGCGAGAGAGAAGCCAACUGAAGCAGAGCAUCGAGGAUAAUAAGGAAAGGAUGUUGAAACUGGAAAGCUACUGGAUCGAGGCUCAGACGCUCUGCCAUACAGUCAACGAGCACUUAAAGGAGGCUCAGAAUCAGUACCAAACCCUGGAGAAGAAAUACAACAAGGCCAAGAAACUGAUCAAGGAUUUCCAGCAGAAGGAGGUGGAGUUUGCCCAGAGGGAAGAGGCAGAGAAGAAAAGACUUGAGGAUGUGGAAAAGGCUAAUUUAACUGAGAUCCAUGGGCUGCAAGUGAGGAUUGCAGCGCUGGAGUCGGAGUUGAAGCAGCUGAUGAAACAAAAUGGCAUUCAGGUAAACAACAACAACAACAACGAUGUGAACAGCCGCACCCAGCCGAGCAAGGGAGGCUCUACGUCGCAAUGUCCCGAGCGAUGCUUCAGUGUAGGAGAGUCGGACGAGCGUGUAGGCAGCGAUCCCAUGAUGGGUCAGAUGCAGAGGUUCGGAGACUCCAGAAGUGAACUAGACAGCGGCUGCUCUACCAAAAACGAGGAUGGCCUCCAGCCGAUGAGUUCUCAAAUUCUCUCCGAGUCCAUGGGCUCCAGGGUGCCUGAGAGUGAGGGUCUUCCAGUGAUGUCAAGCCUUUUCCAAGGUCUAGAUACAAAAUGCAGCAAGACGCUUCUGGAAUUAGGCUCCACAGAUCAUUCAAUAGAAAAACCCAACACGGAGAAACACAAAAGCAAGAAGAAAGCCUUUUCAUGGCCACACCUCUUCAGCUAUUCAUAUAACUUGGCUUCUACUGGGAUGGACAACGUCAGCGUGAGCAGCUCCAGUUUAGGAGAGAUCUGUGGUGUGGUCAAUGAGCCAAAGUUGACUGGCUGCUCACACACAUUACUGCUCUCUUCAGAUGAGAGUCUGGAUACAAGUGAUGAUGAGAUCCAGGACGAAGGGCAGCCGUUAAAGCAGCACCAGUGGCAGAACCGCAGUGUGACAGACUGGUCAUGUCAGCAGGUGUGUCUCUGGCUCAUGGGCCUGAACCUGGAGCAGUACAUCCCUCAGUUCACUGCCAAGAACGUGAAUGGAGAGCAGCUCCUGCAACUUGACACUGACACACUCAAAGAUCUUGGUGUGGACUCGUCUCAGGACCGGGCUGUGUUUAAGAAGAAGCUAAAGGAUCUGAAGGUGCUGAUGGAGAAGGCUCGCAGGAACAAGGAGAAGUUACAAAAGGGGGAAAAACUACACAAGAAACAACUGGAGGAACUGAAGAAAGAGUGGCGCAAAAAGAGCCAGACCUCUGAGCUGGGGGGAAAAAAGCGCAACGCAGAGUGACUGCAUUCAAUCAUGAAGAUAAUGAGGAAUUAUGAGAAUCUAGUAUUUUAUAGUACACUUGUCUGAGCUCCAUAUAGCGGACAACGGAAUCACAGUGGAAGAGGCACCGCUACUGAACUGCCACUGGAGCAAAUAAACCUGAACCAUCCCGAA